AUCCCUGGGGAAAGUAGUGAUGGACCUGAAGGACUUUUGCCUGAGCGAGAACUUCCAGUUCCUGAACCAGCACAACCUUUUGGAUCCGUCCACCUCUGAUGACCCGCCGUCCCCGACCGACGCGGCGCUCAAAGCCGACCCGCUGAGCCCGUCGUUCGGGCUGGACAGCAGCGCGACCCCGUUCAGCCCCGGGAGCGCGUCGGACAGCAGCGGCUACAGCGUGUUCUCCCGAAACCCGUCUCUGACCCCGGACUCGCCGGUGAGCUCCAGCUCCAUCUCCAGCACCAGCGCCCCGGCGCUCUUCCACCCGGCGGGACACACAGAGUCUCUCCUCAGCGACUUCAUCCCCUCGCUGAACCCCGGGCCCAAGCGCCUGUGUCUGGUGUGCGGAGACUUCGCGUCCGGCUACCACUACGGCGUGGCGUCCUGCGAGGCGUGCAAGGCCUUCUUCAAAAGAACCAUUCAAGGGAACAUCGAGUACAGUUGUCCUGUGGUGAAUGACUGCGAGAUCACCAAGAGACGGAGGAAGUCUUGCCAAGCCUGUCGUUUCCAGAAGUGCCUGCGUGCCGGCAUGAUGAGAGAGGGUGUGCGCAUGGACCGCGUCAGAGGAGGCCGGCAGAAGUACAAGCGCAGAGCCGACUCGGCACUCUCUCUCUUCACCAAAACACCUUACACACAUCCAAGCAAACCAAUCAGAAACAAAGUGAUCUCUCAGCUGCUGGUGUGUGAACCGGCUCCUCUGCGAGCCACUCCUGACCCCGCGACCCCUGACAGUGACCUUAAAACACUGAUGACCUUAUGUGACCUUCUAAACAGGGAGCUCCUGGUUAUGAUUGGCUGGGCUAAACACAUCCCAGGAUUCUCUGGCCUGUCUCUGGUGGAUCAGAUGGCUUUGCUCCAGAGCGGCUGGAUGGAGACGCUGGUCCUGAACGUGGUGUGGAGAUCUCAGGCCUCGGCCGACGAGCUUCAGUUUGCGGAGAACCUGCGCCUGAGCGAGAGCCAGAGCCGAGCCGUGGGACUGCCGGACCUCUACACGGCUCUCCGACACCUGGCCGUCAGAUACCAGCAGAUGAGCCUGAGCCAGGAGGAGAUGCUCACGCUCAAAGCCAUGGCUCUGGCCAACUCAGACGCAGAGAACGUGGAGUGCGCAGACGCAGUGCAGUGCUUCCAGGACGGGCUCCACGAGGCGCUCCAGGAGUACGAGAGCGCGCAGAGACCGGCAGAGCCGCACCGGGCCGGGAGACUCCUGAUGACGCUGCCGCUGCUCCGACAGACGGCACACCGGGCCGCGCGCUCCUUCAGCCGGAUACACGCGCAGGGACGCGUGCCCAUGCACAAACUCUUCCUGGAGAUGCUGGACGCCAACAUCUAGACUCGACUCGCACACUGUGGACUGAGCCAGGGGCG
Rhinichthys klamathensis goyatoka is the source of this 1407-nucleotide messenger RNA. It is a transcript of the gene esrrd, whose product is annotated as estrogen-related receptor delta. Gene Ontology annotation, molecular function: DNA-binding transcription factor activity; zinc ion binding; sequence-specific DNA binding. The record is from RefSeq and is a predicted model, not a curated record. Lineage: Eukaryota; Metazoa; Chordata; Actinopteri; Cypriniformes; Leuciscidae. Gene Ontology annotation, biological process: regulation of DNA-templated transcription. The transcript is spliced from 7 exons. Bases 20 to 1372 code for a protein of 450 amino acids.